Lolium rigidum is the source of this 1758-nucleotide messenger RNA. RefSeq names its product fructan 6-exohydrolase-like. Bases 1 to 1758 code for a protein of 585 amino acids. Gene Ontology annotation, molecular function: hydrolase activity, hydrolyzing O-glycosyl compounds. The transcript is spliced from 5 exons. NCBI's taxonomy places the organism in Eukaryota, Viridiplantae, Streptophyta, Magnoliopsida, Poales, Poaceae. Gene Ontology annotation, biological process: carbohydrate metabolic process. The record is from RefSeq and is a predicted model, not a curated record.
AUGGCCGCGCUCCGUCUCGCCGCGUGCGCCACCGUCGCCGUCCAGCUGUGCCUUGUCCUCUCCCCGUCCCAUUCUCUCCGCUGGCUCUCUGACGGCAAGCCGGAGAGCACCGCCGGCCACGGCCAUGACAGCUACCGGACCGCGUACCAUUUCCAUCCCGCCAACAACUGGCAGGACGAUCCUAAUGGUCCGAUGUACCACAAGGGCGUGUACCACUUGUUCUACCAGUACAACCCGCUCGGCGCCACCUGGGGCAACGGCACCCUCUCCUGGGGCCACUCCGUCUCCGGCGACCUCGUGAACUGGGCUGCCCUCGACAACGCGCUGGACCCCACUACCCACUUCGACGUUAACGGAUGCUACUCGGGCUCCGCCACCACCCUCCCCGACGGCACACCCGUCAUGCUCUACACCGGCGUCAACGCCACCCUCGUCCAGGUCCAGAACGUGGCCUUCCCCAAGAACGCCUCCGACCCGCUCCUCCGCGAGUGGGUGAAGCCCAGCUACAACCCCGUCAUCCCGCUCCCCGGUGACGUCCUCGGCAGGAGAUUUCGGGACCCCUCGACGGCGUGGCUCGGUCGCGACGGUCUGUGGCGCGUCGCCGUCUCCGCCGGGUUCAAGGACGGCACCGGGUCCACGCUGGUCUACCGCAGCAAGGACUUCCGGCAAUGGGAGCGGAACGCCGAGCCGCUCUACUCGUCGGGUGAUGCCGGCAUGGUGGAGUGCCCGGAUCUUUUCCCGGUAGCGGAUCCCAGCGUUCAGAAGGGGCUCGACUUCGCCUCGAGGAACGACGCAGCGUGGCAUGUGCUGAAGCUGAGCGUCAUGGCCACGCAGCAGGACUACUACGUGGUGGGGCUUUACGACGAUGCCGCCGACACCUUCACGUUCGCCGGCGACAACGACUGCCGCACCUGGCAGCGCUUCGACUACGGCCACGUCUACGCGUCCAAGUCCUUCUUCGACGCGGGCAAGAAGCGGCGCGUGCUCUGGAGCUGGGCCAACGAGUCCGACACGGAGCCAGACUACGUCGCCAGGGGCUGGGCGGGUGUGCAGACCGUUCCGAGGAAGAUCUGGCUGGCCAGCGACGGGAAGCAGCUCCUGCAGUGGCCUAUCGAGGAGAUCGCGUCGCUGAGGAAGACGCGAGUCGGGUUGCUCGGAGCGGAGGUGAACGCCGGUGGCAUGAACGAGAUCACCGGCGUCGCGGGCUCGCAGGCAGACCUGGAGGUAGUAUUCGACGUCCCGUCCCUGGAGGCGGCCGAGAACCUCGGCCCCAACCAGCUGCUGGACCCUCAGAAGCUUUGCGAGGAGAAGGAUGCGUCAGUACGGGGCGGCAUCGGCCCGUUCGGGCUGCUCGUCCUUGCCUCCGUGGACCUGCAGGAGCACACGGCCGUGUUCUUCAGGGUGUUCAGGCAUGAUGGCAAGUACAAGGUUCUCAUGUGCACCGACCUCCGAAGAUCGACUACGAGAGCCAGCGUGUACAAGCCGCCCUACGGAGGGUUCGUGAACGUCGACAUCGAGAAGGACAGGAGCAUAUCGCUCAGGACACUGGUCGACCACUCGGUAGUGGAGAGCUACGGCGGCAGCGGCCGGACGGUCAUCACGGCUAGGGUGUACCCAGAGCAUGCCAAGACGACCGGGAGCCGCCUUUUGAUGUUUAACAAUGGGACCAGAGUGGUCAAGGUGGCCAAGCUGGAUGCGUGGGAGAUGAAGGCAGCGGCCAUGAACGGCCCGACCGAGGGGCCUACCACCGCUGGCUGA